AGUGUGUUUCACCUCAAGCGAUCACACUGAGGGAAGGAGAGAAGGGAUGAAAACAGAGGAGAGCCAACAGUCCUGUCUGCAGCUGCCUUCCUCCUCAACGCCUUUUGGUCCGGAGUACAGGGGAGGGGGUGAGGUGUGUGCGGGCUGCGAGUCUCCCAUCGCCGAUCGCUUCCUGCUGCGCGUGAACGAGCGCUCCUGGCACGAGACCUGCGUCAAGUGCGCUGUGUGUUUGAGCGCACUCACUGGGACGUGUUACUGCAGGGACCGCCUGCUGUACUGCAAGCACGAUUAUGAAAAGUUGUUCGUAAGGAAGUGCAGCGCCUGUCUGCAGGUGAUCGGACGUUCAGAGCUGAUAAUGCGCGUGCUAGGACAGGUGUACCAUCUGGGCUGCUUCAGCUGCUGUGAGUGUGAACGCCGGCUGCAGAGAGGUGAUGAGUUUGUGCUGAAAGAAGGCCAGCUGCUUUGCCGUAUGGACUAUGAAAAGGAGAGGGAAAUGCUAGCUGCUAUCAGUCCUACACCGACUGAAUCAGUGAAAAGUGAGGAUGAGGACGGUGGAGGGGGCUCUGGUGGGGGGAAGGGUGGUGAUGAAGGAAAAGAGCACAAGCGUUCAAAGCGGCCACGCACUAUCUUGACCACUCAGCAGCGCCGCGCUUUCAAGGCCUCCUUUGAAGUGUCUGCUAAGCCUUGCCGCAAGGUGAGAGAGACACUGGCUGCAGAGACUGGGCUGACAGUACGAGUUGUGCAGGUGUGGUUUCAAAACCAGAGAGCCAAGAUGAAAAAGAUAGCUCGCCGACAGCAGCAACAGCAGCAGCAGCAGCAGCAGGAACAGGAGAAGCUAGGAGGAACCAGGAGAGGACCAAGCAGAGGGGGCCGCCAGAGCAAUGAUGACAGCGAGGAUGGUUCUAGUACCCAUGGCAUGGAUGGGAUGCUGGGAUAUCCUCUGCCACGUCAGCAACUUCUCACCCUGGACCCCAACAUUUAUGGCGGAGAGCCGUUUAGGCACGGCCUGACACCACCUCAGCUGAACAGCGAGCAGCUGCACUCCUACGGGGAUGGCAGUCUCCUGCCAGGACGAGUGGGAAACCCCAUUGACCGUCUCUACUCCAUGCAGAGCUCAUACUUCACCUCCUGA
Molecule: messenger RNA, 1132 nt
Organism: Monopterus albus (swamp eel)
Lineage: Eukaryota; Metazoa; Chordata; Actinopteri; Synbranchiformes; Synbranchidae
Gene: lmx1al
Product: LIM homeobox transcription factor 1, alpha-like
Exons: 9
Coding region: 47-1132 (361 amino acids)
Biological process (GO): regulation of transcription by RNA polymerase II; neuron differentiation
Cellular component (GO): nucleus
Molecular function (GO): DNA-binding transcription factor activity, RNA polymerase II-specific; RNA polymerase II transcription regulatory region sequence-specific DNA binding
Source: RefSeq, a predicted model, not a curated record